GAUUCACCGUCAACCUUCCCGUCCUCGCUUGCUCGCCUUGGCUCCUGAACGACAUCGCUUAGCUAGUACUGAAGACCAUUUAGUGAAAAUCGCCUGAAGUGCCGACCAACUGGCCGUCGUGCACUUAGUUCGGGCAUCACCACGACGUGCCUCGUCGCGUCGACAAGUCGGAAUCUAGCUCGCGCCGGGUGCGACCCGCACCCCUCGAUCCGCGCACCCGCGCACCGCUCUAGCCGCGCGCUGCUCUAGCCGCGCAGCAUUCCUUGAGGAGUUCCCAGUGCGAGCAACUGCAGCACCGCAGCAUUGCCCGUCACGCCUGCCGGCCCUCACAGCAUUGCCCGUCACGCCUGCCGGCCCUCACAGCAUUGCCCGUCACACCUGCCGGCCCUCUCCCCGGCGCCCGUCUCCGCCCACAGCCGCAUUGCCCCUCACGCCCCGCGUCUGCCGCCUGUGGAGUGCUUCCCCCUCCCGUCACUCGCUCAGCCCGACGCCCUGUUCACGCUCGCGCCUUCUUGCCCCUGUAUCGCACUCGCACUGCCACGUGUCGGAGCAGCACUGGAGGCGCGCCUCAGAAGCCAUCUCACAGAGGAGCCAUCCGCUCAGUAGAAGGCACCUGGUCGGUCGCGGCCGGCAAACGCACAGCGGAUGGCUAGUAUGCUUGCUGGUUUCCCCACCACCCCCAUCAACCCGCACCUCGGGAUCCCCCCCUCGGGAGUACCGCCGGGCUCUGCUCUGCUGCUCUGUGAUGACGUGGCAGCAGAAGGAAGCUUCCUGCUGCUGCACCUGCUGAAGGGGGACGGAGGGGAGUGUGUGCGGACGGUUUGUUUUGUCACUCUCGCCCACUCGCCCUCCCAUUACAGUCACAUUGCAAGGAGAAUGGGCCUUCACUUCUCUGACCUCUGCAGGCAGCACCGCCUAGCCAUCAUUGACGGCCAACAGGAGAGGCAGCACAAGCACCAGCACCAGCAACAACAAAAUGAACAGCACCAGCCGGGAGUGCACCACUUUUCUCCUCCUGUCCCCUUCCUACCUCUCGCCCAACCUCCCUCCCCGGUAUCACAUCUCCCCUCCCAUCCCUCUCCCGCCACCAACCCCCUCCGAGCCCUCUACGCCACCAUCUGCACUGCAGUCAGGUCCCUUGGCUGCCCCCCCUCCUCGCACCCUGCUCCCACUGCCACUGCCACUGCCACUGCCACUGCCGCACCUCAACCCGCUGCUUCUCCUCCUCCCCCUCCUCUUGCUGCUGCUGCUGCCACGUCACCAUCACCGUCUGGCGCUGCUGACGUGUCGCUCCGAGCGCGGUGCGGUGGCCAGCUGUGCAUUGUGAUUGAUGACGUGUCGCUGCUGGAGACAUGCGCGGGCGGCGAUUCUCGGCUAGUUAUGGACUUUCUCUCAGCUUGCCGUGGCCUGUGCACUAAGUACCAUAGAGCUUCUCUCGUCCUGCUCACACAUGCAGCCGUCCAUCCCACCACCUUCACCUUCCCCCUGCCGCCUCCCCACGCACCGCCCCUCCCCCUUACCACUGCCUCCUCCCCCGUCGCCUCGCCUCCCCUGCUGCCGUGCCUGCUGCACCUGUCGGACGUGGUUGUGCUGCUGAGGCCGCUAACGUCAGGCCACGCCUCUGACGUCCACGGGCAGGCGGACAUCACCCAUCUCACGCCCGCACUCCUCCAAGGGCCACCAUCACACCAUCUUGAGAGCAAUCCCAUGAACCCCAGUGACACCCUCCGAUAUAGUCACGGGCAGCAUAGGUACACCCAGCCUCCGUGCCAGCAGCAGCACCUGGUGUAUCAGGUUCAAGAUUCUGGCGCCGUGUUUGCCGCCACUUAGUGGGACUGAUCUGGAGUUCUAGUGUUCUUAAAAGUGUACUGCCAUUCACCAGUACUGCACAGCUGCACCUGGUAUACCAGAUUCAAGAUUCUGGUGCCGUGUAAGGGUGUUGUCAGCCACCACUACCGGCAGCAGACGCAGCCACUUGCAUGUAAGAGCAUGUUCGUAGGAUCCCUUAUCAAGCAAGCCUCUUGACAGCCUCUGGUUCUGCCAUGCUGAACCGCACUGAACAGUAUUGCCUGCAUCUGAUAAGAAGCACUUUCCAUGAGA
Closterium sp. NIES-67 is the source of this 2100-nucleotide messenger RNA. The record is from the annotation of a GenBank genome assembly. Lineage: Eukaryota; Viridiplantae; Streptophyta; Zygnematophyceae; Desmidiales; Closteriaceae.